AUGACAGUCCUGGCCUUUGGCGCCGCCGCUACCUGGCCGGAGGCCGUCGUCCAGUGCCUCCUCUUCGUCCUCGCCGCGGGUAUGCUCGUGGCCCUCCACUCCCUCCCCCGCCGAGUUGCCCAUCGUCUCCGCCGCGGCGCCGGCGGCUCCUCGGCCGCUCAAUCGCGCCGGCACUUCGCGCUGGGUGCCCAGCUCCUCGCCCGCGCGCGAGCCGCUGCUCCGAAGCCCCCGGGCCCGCUCGCCCGCGCGGCCCUCGCCGAGGCCGACCGCGCCAUCGCGCUCGACCCCCGCGACGCAGCGCCGCUGAUCCUCAAGGCCCUCGCCCUCGACCUCCAGGGUCACCGCCUCCCGGCGCUGCGCACCCUCGACGUCGCCCUGGCGCCGCCGCUCGCGCGAUCCCUGGAACCGCGGGAGCGCGGGGACGCGCUCGCCAAGCGCGCCGAGAUCACGCUAGCGCUUAACCGCCGCCGCCGCCUCGACCAGGCCGCCGCGGAUCUCACCGAGGCCGUCCGCCUUAGCCCCGAGAACCCCCGCGCUCAUGCCCUGCUUGGCGAGUGCUACGAGAGGAGGGGCCUCGCUGCCGAAGCCAGGAACUCCUUCAAGACCGCCGCGUCAAUCGACCCAUCUCUUGCUACCGCGCACGACGGCCUCCGUCGGACAGGCGCAGGCAGCGAAGUCAACGAGAGUGACUGA
This is a messenger RNA of Triticum turgidum subsp. durum (durum wheat), 693 nucleotides long. The record is from the annotation of a GenBank genome assembly. Lineage: Eukaryota; Viridiplantae; Streptophyta; Magnoliopsida; Poales; Poaceae.